AAAGACGUAUCUGUUCCAAGUCAGAUUUUCGUUGUGGGCUUGGCAGCCGAAAUUAUCGUCUUCAUCGAAUGGAGACAUGGUUAACGCCUACAUAACGAUUUGUUUUGAUGGAAACACCGCUUCCGAUCACCGCUUAAAUCCGUCGUUCCUGAUCCAAACUUUUGACCUGUGAAGCUUCAAUUAUAUUCUUGCAAUAUAUAGAGCCAUGAGUUUUGUCUUUCGAGGAAGCAGGGCAGAUAUUGAAAAUGGAUUUUCAGGAUUUAGACCUGAGAGGCGGAUACAGUUGAUUUUAUUUUUCCUUCAGCAUGUUCUUGGAGAGCGACGUCGUAAUUCUAGUUCACUCACUUUUCUUGUCACAGUCCUCUUGCUAUUUAUGGUAUUAAACUCUCACCAGAUGUCACCAAAUUUUCUGCUCUGGCUGGUGCUUGGUGUCUUCUUGACGGCUACAUUGUUAAGAAUGUAUGCAACUUGUCAACAGCUUCAAGCACAGGCCCAAGCUCAUGCAGCAGGAGCCAGUGACCUUUUUGACCACUCUGAACUGCGUUUGCACAUGCCGCCUUCGAUAGCACUGCAAGGUCUCAGACUUCAGCUUGCACUUCUUGAUCGGGAGUUUGAUGAGAUAGAUUAUGAAACUUUAAGAGCUCUGGAUUCAGAUUACGUUCCUAGUGCACCUUCCAUGACUGAGGAAGAGAUCAGUGCUCUUCCCGUCCACAAAUACAAGGUUUCUGGUACUAAAGACAGUGAUUCCUUAAGUCAACAGGCCUCAUCUUCUACAUCUCCUGAGAAGAAGCAAGAUCCCUCAAAUGCAGCUGGGAGCAUGAAAGCUCCUGAUGAUGAGCUGACUUGCAGUGUCUGUCUGGAGCAAGUAAAUGUUGGAGAUCUGCUCCGUAGCUUGCCUUGCUUGCACCAGCAGUUUCAUGCUAAUUGCAUUGAUCCCUGGCUCCGGCAGCAAGGAACAUGCCCCAUCUGUAAAUUUAGAGCUAGAUCUGGAUGGCAAGAAUCUAGAGCUAAUGAAGCCAGCAGUACAUCAGAUUUGGUUUGAAGAAUACCUGCGCAUAUGUAUGUGUAAACAUCUGAGUUACGUGUAAUAAAAUAAGUAGAUCAUCGCUAGAAUUAUCGUAAUUACCCAGACAUAGGCAUCUCAGGAGUAGGAUGCUACUUAGCUGGUUAACAACUGCAUUCCAAAUUGUGCAAUUUUUGGUUCCCAUUAAGAUUGUUUAGUUUCCCCCGGGGGGGAGGGGUGUUCCCUUCUUUUUCUUCCGGGAAAGAAAAAUAUAAGUUGAAACUAACGAUCGAAA
This is a messenger RNA of Neltuma alba, 1298 nucleotides long. RefSeq names its product E3 ubiquitin-protein ligase SDIR1. NCBI's taxonomy places the organism in Eukaryota, Viridiplantae, Streptophyta, Magnoliopsida, Fabales, Fabaceae. Gene Ontology annotation, molecular function: ubiquitin protein ligase activity. The transcript is spliced from 9 exons. The coding region runs from base 206 to 1042 and encodes 278 amino acids. Gene Ontology annotation, biological process: protein ubiquitination; ubiquitin-dependent protein catabolic process. The record is from RefSeq and is a predicted model, not a curated record.